This is a messenger RNA of Rhinolophus ferrumequinum (greater horseshoe bat), 2598 nucleotides long. It is a transcript of the gene TNFRSF13C, whose product is annotated as TNF receptor superfamily member 13C. The record is from RefSeq and is a predicted model, not a curated record. Lineage: Eukaryota; Metazoa; Chordata; Mammalia; Chiroptera; Rhinolophidae. Gene Ontology annotation, molecular function: signaling receptor activity. The transcript is spliced from 3 exons. Gene Ontology annotation, cellular component: external side of plasma membrane. Gene Ontology annotation, biological process: positive regulation of T cell proliferation; T cell costimulation; positive regulation of B cell proliferation. The coding region runs from base 184 to 732 and encodes 182 amino acids.
AAAGGGAAGGUCUGGGGUGCAGGGCCCUAGGGCCCUGACUGAGAGUGGUCCCACCCCAGCGGUCCUACCCCAGCGGGCAGGAGGGCGGAGCGAGUGCAGUGGGCGGUGUCCCCUCCCAGUUUCCUCCCCCUGGGGCAGCCCAGGCGACUCAGUCUCAGCUGGGUGUGUGUUGGCAUCAGUAGCAUGAGGCCAGGGGCCAGGAGCCGGAGGGACGGGGACGGGCUGGCCUCCACCCCGUGCGUCCAGGCCAAGUGCUUUGACCCGCUGGUCCGCGACUGCGUGGCCUGCAAUCUCCUCCGGACGCCGGAUCCGAGACCCGCGGGGUUGAGCAGCCUGGCGCCGGGGACGGCUCUGCAGCCGCAGGAGUCGGUGAGCGCGGGGGCCGGCGCCGGAGCAGAGACCGCGCUGCAGCUCCCCGCGCUACUUCUCGGCGCCCCGGCGCUGCUGGGCCUGGCGCUGGCCCUGGUCCUGGUGGCCCUGGUGAGCUGGAGGAGGCGACAGAGGCGGCUCAGCUCGCCGGGUCUCCCGGAGGCCAGCGACAUAGAGCAGGACGAGCCCCCGAACUGUGUCACCAUCCUCUCCUCUGGACCCCUUGAUGCCACGGCUCCCAUCUGGCCUUCACCCAGAGAAGACCCAGCCACCACCCCACCUGCCCACAGCGUCCCUGUGCCAGCCACAGAGCUAGGCUCCACUGAGCUGGUCACCACCAAGACAGCCGGCCCUGAACAGUAGCAGCAACGAAAGGGGCAAGAGGUGGCCUCUGCCCUCUGUGGACUGCGAGCCAGGGAUUUGGAGGUUGAAUUUGGCUCUUCACCCCACCUGCCCCUUUUCUGGGAGCCAGGCUGCUCCCCAACAAACCCUGCAAACCACAGACACUGCAGACCAGUGUUCAGCCGGCACGGUGUCCUAUGGCAGGUCAGGGUUUGGCUUAUAAAACCCUACCACCUUUGGGAGCCCUUGAAGAUUGUGACUGAGCUCCUGUUUUUGAGUAGUUGGGGCACUUUGAGUAGGAGGCUUCUCUUUUAGAGUGGGGAAGCCGCCAUUAAGCCAAAAUGAAUCUAGGAAAAGAACCCAGUGGGAGGAUGCCUAAUUUGUAGUUAGGUGUUGUAUUUCUUUAUACUUGCUCUCAAGAGCUGCCCUGCUGGGUGGCUCAGUUGGUUAGAACACAGUGCUCAUAACACCAAGGUCGCCGGUUCGAUUCCCACAUGGGCCAGUGAGCUGCGCCCUCCACAACUAGAGUGAAAACAGUGACAUGGAGCUGAUGGGUCCUGGAAAAACACACUGUUCUCCAAUAAAAAAAAGAAAUAGCCUGAAUUAUGCUGAUUCUCAGGUGUCUGUACCCCAAUGUCAACCCUGAGCUUGGCCCAAUCUACAAGGAUCCACGAUGCCAUUUUCACCCUGAUGGCAGCUUCCAGAACCCAAGGCUUGCACUUGGGGGGAAGUCUACAGUCUCUGGGGCUGGACUGCAAGCUCACGCUGAAGGCACACGGGCAGGCAUCAGAGACCAGCUGGGGUCCCAGCUGCCUCCAGGGCACAUUCAGCCAUUCACGGGGCAGGGCUCAGGACUUGUAGGACCUGGCCUCCUUCAUACAGAGGCCAGGGCAGACCUGGGGCCUGAUGUCCCUUGAGCUCCCUUCUCUUUGUGGCCUGCCCUCCUCAAGCACUAGGACUGGGCAUUGCAGUCACUUGGCCAUUCUGUGCCAACCCCUAGAGUCACCCACCAUCCCAGUGGAACUGCUCCUCUGACAGUGGUGCCGCUUGCUCUGGGACUGGGGCCGAGACUGUCUCUUCCAGUUUGGGACCACACUGUACACUUGAUCGGCUGCUGCCUCGUAUGCCAGCCCUCCUACACAGGGCUCGAACCUCCUGACCCCAGAGUCCAUCCUGGAACUGGAACUGGAACUUGUCACACACAACACAACGCCCUUGGAACUGGAACUUGUUGCAGCUCAACGCCCUUGGAAAGAUCACUGGACUGGGAGUCAGAAGAUGGUAUUCUGGGUACCAUUUUGUCCCACUGUAGGACUUUGGCCACAUUCUGUUCCAUUCAUCAAAUGUGUUCUGCUCACUUCUCCCUGACGUGCCAUCAGAGUUGCCUGGCACACACCUGCCCUUUCUGCCCACCUCUUACCCACCGCAAAAGAUAGUUAGUUAGCGGGCCUGGCCCGGUGGCUCAGGUGGUUGGAGCGUCAUGCUCCUAAUGCGUAGGUCACCGCUUCGAUUUCCACAUGGGCCAGUGAAUUGCGCCCUCUACAGCUAAGAUUGUGAACAAUGGCUCUCCCUGGAGCUGGGCUGCCGUGAGCAGCCAGAGGUUGGCGUGGGUUGUUGUGGGCUGCUGUGUACUGCCGUGGGCUGCUGUGGGCUGCUGCGGGUACUGUGUGUUGCCAGGAGCAGCCGGUGGCCAGCGUGAGUGGCCAGAAGCCAUCGUGAGCGGCCAGCAGCUGGCGACAGCUGCCGUGAGCAGCCAACCAACGACUGGUGACUGACCACCUCAGCCGGGGGAGCGCAAGGGCCAGGGACUGACCACCUCAGCUGGGGGAGCGCAAGGGCCAGGGAGGGCCCUCAUAAUACCAGCAUGGGCCAGGGAGCUGUGUCCUA